Molecule: messenger RNA, 621 nt
Organism: Perkinsus marinus ATCC 50983
Lineage: Eukaryota; Perkinsozoa; Perkinsida; Perkinsidae
Exons: 3
Coding region: 1-621 (206 amino acids)
Source: RefSeq, a predicted model, not a curated record
AUGACGCCCACGGGGAAGUCCCGAGUGGGGAAAGGGGGCCGGGAAGGGUCGGGGAAAGACAAAGGGAAGGCAAAAGGAAGCAAGGGCAAGGCCUCGAGGUUCCGACCAGUAGAGGCAUCGAAAGACUCCCUCCCAAUGACGAGAGUAGACACAAGCGACCCAUGCCGCACGCCUGAACCCACUGGGGUGUAUAUGGUGGACACCCACAGAAGGAGUGGAUCAACUGGCAUCGAUAGCAGAACCUUCUAUCUGGGUGGCACGUGUGAGACACGGGAGGAGCUCGAACAGCGAGAGAAGCGGAAGCAGCAGCAGUAUCGUGAUGAGCUCCAGGCACAACUAGCUGAGAGGCAAGCAGCGAAGAAGGGAACGAGCGGUAGUCAGGCGAACACCAUGGACGGAAGCGAUGGGACAGUGUCGUCGGACUCGCCCUGUAGCAUCAUGAGUUUUGUGAUGAUGCAUUCAAACGAUGAACAAAAGAAGGAGAAACAGGCCAAGGUGAAGGCUCUACUUGACCAGCAGGUGGCUGAGCAGAUGAAAUUGAGAGCUAAAGUGGAGAGGGUGGGAGGGAAGGGGAGCCUUGUCGCAGUGUUGGAGGAAUAUAUGUUCGCUUUCCUCGGCUGA